Messenger RNA from Olea europaea var. sylvestris, 3858 nucleotides. RefSeq lists its product as uncharacterized. The transcript is spliced from 4 exons. The record is from RefSeq and is a predicted model, not a curated record. Lineage: Eukaryota; Viridiplantae; Streptophyta; Magnoliopsida; Lamiales; Oleaceae. Bases 2785 to 3432 code for a protein of 215 amino acids.
AAUCUGUAACAAAGCAUUUUGGUGCAAGUUGUGUAUACUCACUGGUACUGCAUAUUGGUUUAUAUUUUGCUUGUCUUAAUUAUUUAUCUUCCCAAAAAUGCGUCUGUAUAAACUUGCCAAGUCUAUCUCCAGAUAUGUUGACUGGAUUUUAUGACAAAGCAAUAAAGUGCAGCCAUAGUUAUAAUAAACGGCCGGUCUUGCUGGAAAGCAGUUAACCGAACUUGGCAUGGUCCUAUUACGCUUCUGGACCUGUUCACAAUCGAACGGACCAAGAACACUCCUACCUAUUCCCGAUCCUAUUUACUCUCUUGGACCCAUGAACAAUAGAACUGUCCAAAAAUAGUUUGACCUAGCUGAUUACUGUGUAAACCACUGACUGGUUCUUUCAUAAUUUCGAAUGACUAUUGCUGGUUAUUAUAAAAAUUUCUCUAGUUUUUAAUUAAUAAAUAACUACCAUAUGAUUUAUCGUUCCAUACAUAAACGAAAUAUUUCAAUUAUUUUAAAUUAAUAAAUAACUACCGUAUGAUUUUCUAAUAUGUAGAGAAACGGAUUGUAGCUGAAAAGAACAUAACAAGCGAAAAUUCUAAAUAGAAAAGUAAACUAAGAUAAAAUAUGAGCUUCGUAACUUUUAAGCAAUUUGAGAAUAGGAAAUCAUGAAAAGGACGAUGCACAAUAUCAUUUCGAAUUAAAAUUAAACAAAUAUUUUCUUCACCUUCUAUUUGAACAUCUUAUAAUAGCAAUAUAAUAUAUGUUCAUAAUGUCAGUAAGUGUAUAAAUUAUGACUUCAUGCUAGAGGGAAGAAACAUGACAUACAGAAUAAAAUAAUAAAUAUAGUACCUUUCUCAUGAACGACGAGCAAGUUAAAACUUCUAAUUUACCCUCAAUAAAUAAAGAAAAUAAUGCCUUACCGAACUCAGCAUUGACCCAUUGAUUAAGCCGGUGACCUAAUAGAGUCAUUGUGCAGUUGAGUGUCACAACUAUGAAUUGAACACUAUAAAUGUAAAGGCUUGGAUGUUAUUAUUUUUGAAGAAUGAUUUCUGCUGUGUUUUCUUGAUCUCUCUUGAAACUACAAGUCUUACUUUUGAUGCUGGCUUGUUUUGGAGUUAAUGAACGGUGUUGAUGCAGAAUGGGAUAGUGAGAGUACAGAGAGAUUGUCGGAAGAAUUCAAUAUUGUUCAACUUUUCAAUAAUCAGUAGUCUGCAUAAUUAGAAAAUCCUACUCCUAUUUAUUCUGAAUUCCAUAAUAAAAAUGGAAAAUUACCAGACCAAUAAUAAUGGCUUAUUUCCUAAUUUUAACCUGAUAGUUAUGAAAAAUAAAUAAAUCUAAACACAAUCAAAUAAAUUAAAACCAAUCAAAAUAUAAUUCUAUACUUGUGCCUAGAAAUAAAUGUUUGAUGUAUGGCAAGUCCUUUAAGAAUAUCCAUGUUAGUAUCUUCAUCAUGGGGUCAGUCUUGGAAAUUUGAUCGGCAGUGGUUAGUGAUGGACCGAGCGGCAAACGAUCAAAGUUAAUUGGUUGUUUUGGUGUUAUAUAAUAGCGGUGUUAUUUAUAGGUGCUGGUCUGCAGUAUGUAUUAAAGGUGCAGGGGAUGCUAUCACGAGGGAAGUUCGAUGACUGAGGUGAGGUGAAAUGGAAGUGUCUAGAUCCUAGAUCUGAGAUAAGGAAACAAAUGAAAGGUCGCUUUGAAUAGUUUUUGCGACAAUUUUAUUGCUGCAUUAGGUCUUCAAGCUUGUCGUUGAAGGACUAAGCUGCAAUAAUGAUCCAAGAUGAUGAAUUAUAAACAGAAUGGGUUAAUGCUGCAGUGAGGAUUGCUAUGGUGAGGGGAGUUCAAUGACUGAGGUGGGAGGUGGAAUGGAAGUGGUUAGCUCUCAGAUCUGAGAUGGGGAAACAAAUGAAUGGUUACUUCGAAUAGGUUUUUUCAACAAUUUUGGUGCUGCUUCAGGUCUUCAAGCUUGUUUAUGUAAUGGCAGUGGUGGCACAAACCCGUCAUGAUGAAGAUCAUGGAUUGAAAUUAUGGAGAUUGAGAGGAAGAAGAUAGGGUUUCCUUUUGCAAUUGGGUCAUGUCUUUACAAUGUCAAUAUUUAUUAUGAAGAUUCUGCACAAGGUAAAAAAAUGACAAUAGCAGUUGCAGUUAGCUUGGUGGGAGUAUGAAUUUUUCAUCUUUGGAGAUAAAGAUUGGUGGUUCUUUUUCUCUCUCUCUUUUUUUUUUUUUUUGAUUUUUUGGUCUUUUUAUGCAAAGGGUAGAGGGUUUAUGAAUUGUUUUGGAAUUUUUUUUUUAAUUCCAUCUCAACACUGAGGGGAGGACAAUGUUAUUUUCAGAACCUUCGUUUGUCUACCUUCAAUUGACCCUCAGGGAGGUGCAUGUAUCUUUUUUCUUUUAUGCAUUCUUAAUCUCUAUUGACGGAAUCCAAAUCUGUACGUUCCCCCUUUUUUUGUUAAUCUUGUGAACGCAUUAACAGUAUUGAUAUUACUCUUCUUGUUUGGAGUUUCUAGACCAUGAAGAGAUUGAAUGUGCCGGUUUUUCUUGUGUCUGUCGUUAAUAAUUUAGUUGUCAAUGUUAUUUGUUGUGUUCUUAUGGAUGGCAGUUUCUAUGGCCUUUCAUCUUAUUUAAAUAGACCUAUCUUUUACCUGCUUAUUCUUUGUUUUAUUUUCUUGGUUGGCUGGCUCUGUUGUUUUAAAAACGACUACAAAUCAGCUGUGUAUGUUGGUUUAUGUUAUUCUAUCGCUUGUUAUCUUUUUGUGGCUACAAUGAACUCUUUCAUUUUGAUGCAUUUGUUCUCUUUAUACUAUGGAUUAUUUUAUGCAGGUUGAAUUGGAAAGAUUGCGUCUUCUAUGUGAAAGAAUUGUCAAACGAGAGAAAUUGAAACGUGAAUUGGCUCUUUGUUCUCAUGGUAUUCUUGCUUCAAGUCGAGACACUGUUCUGUCUGCUUUGGCUCGUCAUCCUUUUUAUCAACCUGAUGUUAGUUCAGAAUCUGCUACAACCUCAAUCAAGGGUUAUACCACCGAUGACUACAAACCAGGAAGUGAAAUAGUGCAAAUAGCAGAUGACAUGACAGUAGAUAGCACUACUUCAGGUAAAAGGCGAGUUAAGCUUUCCAUGUUCACGGACAAUGACGGAAAAACAGAUGACAGUUCUACAUCCCAAAACCUUUCGACGCCAAAGCCUAUUGAGAGGAUUUCAUUUUCUGGGAAGCAAAUUCCGCAGAGACUUUCUGUUGCAUCAAGGAAUGUUUCGGAUGACACGGAAAAGCGUUCAAAAUAUAGAAAACAUACUGAAACUUUGGCAAAAGAGUUGGUGAUGACAUCAGAUCAAGCAUCUAUGAAGAAUCAGCGGCUACCUAAAGGAUUUGUUUAUGUUCCAAUUCGGUCCCUUCCUAAGGACAAGGAGACAACUCCAGAUUUGAGUUCGCAGGAACCAGUUGAACAAAAUGGAUAGCUCGAUUCUUUGAAAUCCCAGAUGCAUUUCUGGAUGUUGGGAAAUUCCCAUUGUGGAAUGUUCUCUUUCUUGGCACUAACAUGUACUGUGCUCGAGAAUGGCUGGCCUCCCUCGUCUUGACGGGGAAUGUUGUACAUGCGUUGUCUGAGGACGUACACUGUACAGUGGGUUAGGGAAGUAUUGCCAUUGCAUGCAUCUCAAUUUGCUCUAGUUAGGUUGCUUUUUACCGAAAUUUUUGUUUCUUUAUUUUCCUUGCUGGAAAAGGCAAUUGAAGCUAUGCUUGUAAUUGUAUAAAUCUGUGGGAAGGUAUUGCCGCCUCCCGGGCUUUGUAAAGUCAGUGUAAAUAUGAACUUAUAUGUCAACAUUUGAAAAGAAUUGGCUCAGCAGAAAAUUGAUGGUAGAGUAAACAUCAUUGUUAGCCGUUUG